Molecule: messenger RNA, 822 nt
Organism: Micromonas commoda
Lineage: Eukaryota; Viridiplantae; Chlorophyta; Mamiellophyceae; Mamiellales; Mamiellaceae
Exons: 1
Coding region: 1-822 (273 amino acids)
Source: RefSeq, a predicted model, not a curated record
AUGCCAGCGAUCUGGCGGCCGAACGUGAGUGGGCCGCUCCCGGAUGUGGACGUUGAGGUGGGGGUGGCGGAGGACGCGUCGAGCAAGGGGACGAAGCGGAAGAGGGCCCCUUACACGAAGGGGCCAUGCGAGCACGGGGUGAAGCCCCGGUCGAGAUGCAAGGUAUGCAGCGGUUGUCCGCACGGGAAGUGGCGCUCUAAGUGCAAGGAGUGCGGUGGGGGCUCAUUCUGCGAGCACGGUCGUCACCGCCAAUACUGCAAGGAGUGCGGUGGGGGCUCAAUCUGCGAGCACGGUCGUCGGCGCUCUGAGUGCAAGGAGUGCGGUGGGUCUCAAAUCUGCGAGCACGGUCGUCAGCGCUCUCGGUGCAAGGAGUGCGGCGGGGCCUCAAUCUGCGUGCACGAUCGUCAGCGCUCUCGGUGCAAGGAGUGCGGUGGGUCUGGAAUCUGCGAGCACGGUCGUCGUCGCUCUCAGUGCAAGGAGUGCGGUGGGUCUGGAAUCUGCGAGCACGGUCGUCACCGCUAUAGAUGCAAGGAGUGCGGUGGGUCUGGAAUCUGCGAGCACGGUCGUGAGCGCUCUCGGUGCAAGGAGUGCGGUGGGGGCUCAAUCUGCGAGCACGGUCGUGUACGCUCUCAGUGCAAGGAGUGCGGCGGGUCUCAAAUCUGCGAGCACGGCCGUCAGCGCUCUAAGUGCAAGGAGUGCGGCGGGUCUCAAAUCUGCGCACACGGCCGUCAGCGCUCUCAGUGCAAGGAGUGCGGUGGGUCUGGAAUCUGCGAGCACGGUCGUCAGCGCAACAGAUGCAAGGAGUGUCGCGCCGCGCAUUAA